Molecule: messenger RNA, 2657 nt
Organism: Amphiprion ocellaris (clown anemonefish)
Lineage: Eukaryota; Metazoa; Chordata; Actinopteri; Pomacentridae
Gene: hinfp
Product: histone H4 transcription factor
Exons: 9
Coding region: 328-1806 (492 amino acids)
Biological process (GO): anatomical structure development; regulation of transcription by RNA polymerase II
Molecular function (GO): DNA-binding transcription factor activity, RNA polymerase II-specific; RNA polymerase II cis-regulatory region sequence-specific DNA binding
Source: RefSeq, a predicted model, not a curated record
AUGUUGCACACAACCUGCGUUCUUGUGCUUGUGACUGACCAAAAACAAGUCUGUCUAUAUCAUUGCUGUGCUUGCUACUGACGUUUUCUCGCAGUUGUGUUCAAGUUUGCAAUAAUUUGUCACUUUUUCUGUAUUUUUCUGCGUACCAGCGUGUUUCCGGUGACGUUAGUAAAGUUUUAUUCGAGCUGCUGGAUGUUCCAGAGAACCGUUAACCGGUACCGGUGUUUAGCUAGCAGCUGGUGGAUGGCAGGUGACGGUCAGCCGCUGGAAAUAACGUCCGUAGCUUCAGUCUGGAGGUAAAACACACAUUUAACGCAACUCACACAGAUGCCUCCUAAUAAGAGAAUACAGAAGAAAACGCUGAAGCUGGAGUGUGAAUGGGGUUCGUGUCAGGAGUCGUUCAGUCGCAUGGAAAACUUUUGCAAACAUGCAGAGGGUCAUCUUACUGCUCUGAACAUGGCGGAGGAGGACGAAGAAGAAGCAGAAGGGGAGAGAAACUGUCUCUGGAGAGACUGUGGCUUCUGCUCUGUUGAGGGGUCUGAAGAACUGCGUCGGCAUCUGUUCUUUCACUGCUAUCACACCAAGCUGAAGCAGUUGGGUCAGCAGGUCCUCAAUGCCCAGCCAGAAAUUGGCAGCUGCUCCAUCGCCUACCACAACCACAACAUCAUCCCAGAAAUCCCAGACAAUUUUGUCUGUCUGUGGGAGGAUUGUGAGCAACCACCGUACGAAAACCCAGAGUGGUUCUACCGACAUGUGGAGAUGCACAGCCAGUGCAUAGAUAUACCGGCAGGAGACUGUGAAUUGCCAAUACGCUGUGGAUGGAAGGAUUGUGAAGCCACUGCUAAAGGGCGUCCAAAGCUGCGGGAGCACCUGCGCAGCCACACCCAGGAGAAGGUCGUAGCAUGUCCAGGUUGUGGAGGGAUGUACGCCAACAACACCAAGCUCUUUGACCACAUCAUACGACAGAGCGCCAUGGAAGGUCAGAGGUUCCAGUGUUCUCACUGUUCCAAGCGCUUUGCAACAGAAAGACUACUGAGAGACCACAUGAGGACUCACGUGAGCCACUACAAAUGUCCACUGUGUGACAUGACUUGCCCAUCACCCUCGUCACUGCGCAGCCAUAUCAAGUUUCGCCACAGUAACGAGAAGCCGUACAGCUGUGACUACUGUGAAUACAGCUGUAAGAAUCUGAUUGACUUGCGCAAACACCUGGAUACCCACAGCAGCGAGCCGGCUUUCCACUGUGACGUUCCCGGCUGUGGCUUCACCUCUCGCACUCUUGGCACCAUGAAGACUCACCACAAAAGAGAGCAUGAGGGGAGUUUUGUAGCUCGCUACAAGUGCCAUGUGUGUGGCCAGUGUUUCACCAGGGGCAACAACCUAACUGUCCAUCUGCACAAAAAGCACCAGUUCAAGUGGCCCUCUGGACACCCCAGGUUCAGGUACAAAGAACACGAAGACGGUUUCUUGCGACUGCAGCUGAUUCGCUACGAGAGUGUGGAACUGACAGAGCAGUUGAUGAGGGAAAGACAAAACAGGCAGGGGGAGGACGACGGUGACCAGACUGAAGGUCAGGAGCUGGAGGAAGAAUCUGCAGGAGCGGCUCCUUCAGAGGUGCAGGUAGAACUGAGAGGGGUGCUGCUGGAGGAGCAGAGGGCUGAGGAGCCGACCAUCAGCGCUGAGGAGGACGGUCAGGAGGAGGGCAUGUUGUACGUCCUCACUGGAGCUUUGUCACAGGGAGGGGAGGACUCUGUCAUGCUGCAGCUGCAGGACGCUGCUCAGCAACAAGGAAUGCAGGUGAUUUGACUUGACACACGUCCUGUACGUAGCAGGAAAAUCUAUAAUCCGUUGUGCUAAUUCUUCUGUGGAGGACAUUAGUGUCUAAUGUUGGCUGGUACCGAGAUGUUGCUUGUAUUUUAAUAUAAAGUGAAGAAUUUGAAGGAAAUUAAAACAUUCAAAUGAAGAUACACAUGCUCUAUUGCAACUGAUUUUGACUAUACGCCUAUAUUAGGUAAUAAAACUGUUCUGCUGUGUUUGGUUUGCUAAUGUUGAGCAUCCUGUUUGCCAGUGUUUUUAAAUUAUUUUCAGUUCAUUCACUGUAUCACGCUGUAACAUCUUAACACAGUUGGAUGCUAAUGCUGCGCUGCUCAGUGGGUUUUCAUUCAUUCAAAUUUAGAAAUACAUCAGCCACAACCCUUAAAUGAUAUGAGUCACAGGAAUGGUGCAUUAAUAUUCAUUAAAAUGUGUGGAAUCCAGCAGAGGCAGCUUCGGAAGUGUGUUGAUUCUUAAUCUGCAACUUGAAUAAACAUGUGAAAGUUUUGGUUUAUUUAGAUGUUUUUACUGUUGCACAGAAAAAUGUUUUCUUGAAUGAUUAAUUUUAACAAGUUAUUUAAAGAAUAUUAUUUGUUGUUCACAUGUAUUAUAUAUUACUUGCAGGUCACUACAUAGUGUGCUUCCAUUAUGGUGCCUCCUGCUGAAUGUAAUUGAUGUACUGCAGCUUUGUUUAGUUAUUAGCUGGGACUGUAAUAAAUGGGCAUUUUAUUUAUCUAAAACAACUGUUCAGUCACAAGGAAAUUAAUCUGCAAUGAUUUUAACGAUAAGUUCAUUUUUUUAAAACAAUGACAAUAAAUAUUAGCAACUCUAAUUGUCAAAUUUCA